Molecule: messenger RNA, 654 nt
Organism: Protopolystoma xenopodis
Lineage: Eukaryota; Metazoa; Platyhelminthes; Monogenea; Polystomatidea; Polystomatidae
Source: the annotation of a GenBank genome assembly
GCUCAGCCGGAGGACGAGAAUGGAAUUCCUGAUACUACAAUCAAUAUGGAUAGUCAACAAUACAUGAAUGAUUUCUUCGCCCAGGUCGAGGAAAUAAGGAAGCUAAUUGAGCGUGUACAGAUCCUUGUCGAAGAUGUUAAAACUAAGCACAGCGAUAUUUUGUCCUCUCCUAAUCAGGAUGAAAAAACAAAGGCACAACUUGAAGAGCAUAUGGCUGAGAUUAAAAUGAUUGCCCACAAAGUAAGGGCGAAAUUAAAGCAAAUGGAAAUGAACAUAGAUUAUGAUGAGACUUCUGACAAAUCCUCUGCCGACCUUCGAAUUCGGAAGACACAAUAUUCAACCAUAUCUAGAAAUUUCAUCGAGGUCAUGACGGAUUACAACAAGGCACAGGUGGCCUUCCGUGAUGCUUGCAAGCAAAGAAUUAAAAGACAAAUGGAGAUAGCUGAAAGGAAGAUUUCUAAUGAAGAACUUGAGGAUAUGCUUGAAAGUGGGAAUCCGGCGAUUUUUACUCAAGAGAUAAUGACGGAUACUCAACAAGCAAAACAAUCCUUGGCGGAUAUUGAAGCCAGGCAUCAGGAUAUAAUGAAACUUGAAAAGAGCAUUAAAGAGCUUCACGACAUGUUUAUGGAUAUGGCAAUGCUUGUGGAAAGUCAG